CCCGGCCCGGGCGCAGCGGUCGCGGCAGCCUGAGGGCGUCAGGCCGCGAGCCCCGCGGCGGCGCGGGGCGCCAGCAGCCGCAGCGCUGCACGGGCGAGCAAGCGGGAGAUGCCGAAGCUGCGCGGGGAAGCCUUCUGGAGGGAGACGCUGCGGAGCGCCCACUACGUGGUGGCGCCCAUGGUGGACCAGAGCGAGCUGGCCUGGAGGCUGCUGAGCCGCCGCCACGGCGCCCAGCUCUGCUACACACCGAUGCUGCACGCCCAGGUCUUCCUCAGGGACGCCAACUACCGCCGCGAGAACCUCUACGGCGAGGCCUGUCCUGAGGACCGGCCGCUCAUCGUGCAGUUCUGUGCCAAUGAUCCUGAAGUGUUUGUCCAAGCAGCACUGUUGGCUCAGGAUUACUGUGAUGCCAUAGACCUAAAUUUGGGUUGCCCUCAAAUGAUUGCAAAGAGAGGUCACUAUGGAGCAUUUCUGCAAGAGGAGUGGGAUCUUCUUCAGAGAAUGAUUUUACUGGCUAACGAGAAGCUCUCUGUUCCCAUCACAUGCAAAAUCCGCGUUUUCCCAGACAUUGACAAGACAGUGAAGUACGCACAGAUGCUGGAGAAAGCUGGCUGCCAGACAGAGCAAACAGGAUGCAGACAGAUCCUGUGUGUUUGCAGUCCCAGGCUGCAGCUGCUGACUGUGCACGGCCGUACUAAAGAACAGAAAGGACCACUUGCUGGCGUGGCAUCUUGGGAGCACAUUCAAGCUGUAAGAAAAGCUGUAAACAUUCCUGUAUUUGCAAAUGGAAACAUUCAGUGUCUCAGCGAUGUGGAAGAAUGCAUCCGUAAGACAGGAGUACAUGGUGUCAUGAGUGCAGAAGGUAAUCUUCAUAACCCAGCUUUGUUUGAGGGCCGGAACCCAUUGGUGUGGGAGAUGGCUGAGGAGUAUCUGGAGAUAGUGCGGAAGUACCCAUGUCCAUUGUCUUAUGUUAGGGCUCAUCUCUUCAAGCUCUGGCAUCACACGCUUCAAGUUUACCAGCAGCUGCGUGAAGAAUUAGCAAAAGUGAAGACUCUAGAGGGCAUUGUAGAUGUCAACAGGGAGCUGAAACUGCGAUGCCAGGAAGAAAUAGCUAAUCAGAAAGAAGGAGAAAAGCCAAAAGAAGGGUUGCCUUUUUUCCACUGGAUCUGUCAGCCAUACAUCAGGCCAGGGCCAAAGGAGAGAUGCAGGGAGAAUGGAGAUAGUGGAACAGAAAAAGGUGUGCGGGGAAAACGUGCUCUGGAAGAAGAGGAAGAUGGAAAUUCUGAGCUUCUGUCAAAGAAUAAACAAAAAAAGAAGUUAAGAAAUCCAAAUAAAAGCUUUGAUCCAUCUUUAAAACCCAAGUAUGCAAAAUGUGAUCAAUGUGGAAACCCUAAGGGCACGAAAUGUGUGUUUAACAUGUGCCGAGGAUGCUGUAAGAAAAGGGCAUUCAAGGAGGUAGCAGAUUGUCCAGGUCAUGGAUUACUUUUUAAGACCAAGUAUGAAAAAUCCCUUUCAUGGCAGCACAGUCAAAGAGGAAUUCAAACCCCAGAGAUCAGUCAGAGAGGAGAUGCAGAGGUGGGGGAGACAGCAGUGCUGAAGGAGGCUGGUGACAGUACAGGGUGAAGCUUUGGAACAGUCCAAGAGCUCCUGCCAGACCACUACACUACUUCCCUGGGCCAAAGAAUGUGUCAUCUCCAGCUCACUGUUAGCUGUUUGAACUUCUUCCACAUGAUUAAGUUCUGGAAAAGUUUUAUUUAAGUAAAAAAACUGCUUACUCAGGGAAUUAUCCUGCAUUUGAAAUAAAAGAGAUGCAAUUAAAUGUCUAAUACUGUA
Molecule: messenger RNA, 1833 nt
Organism: Vidua chalybeata
Lineage: Eukaryota; Metazoa; Chordata; Aves; Passeriformes; Viduidae
Gene: DUS1L
Product: dihydrouridine synthase 1 like
Exons: 14
Coding region: 109-1623 (504 amino acids)
Biological process (GO): tRNA processing
Molecular function (GO): tRNA dihydrouridine synthase activity; flavin adenine dinucleotide binding
Source: RefSeq, a predicted model, not a curated record